AUGGAGCAUGCAGUGGAACCACCGCAACCGCCAAUAAAUCUAAGUAAAUUCCUAGACGAAUUUAAAAAGAGCACUUCAUCAGAAGGCACUGUGCCCUUUUACUUUGACAAGAAGUUAUCCUUCACCGAGGAUGUGAAGGCCAGUUGCUCUUUGGACCUGCUCGCCUCUCCAGAUGACAAUUUAAUUACCAACUUUGAACCAGGCACGGAACUGCAACGCUCCCAAGCCCCAAAGCCGCAACCAAAUAAACAUAUACCCAGAAUCUACACAGCCAUCAGUGAGCAUAAAGCAAGUUCACGACGUAAUCCAUUUUCCCGAACUCAAUAUAGUUAUCGCCUAGUGCCGGAACCGAAGUCCAAUGAAGCUGUGAUACUUGAGGAGUUCGAACUUCAGAUUACAGCUCGCAUGUAUAGACCACCACGUACCGCACAUCGCGACUACAAGCUGGAGCGUCCUGUUUUUGCCGAGGAAUUCCUCUGCUUGGGCUCCAACUAUCUAAGCGAGUUGCGUGACAAAAUCAACUGCGUUUGCAAUGGUCGAAGGUUGGUGGACAUAAGCGACCAACCAGAUGCGGAAUUGCCAGUGCUGGACACUGAUCCUGCUUAUUUUUUCAUUUACAAUACAUUCUACAAUGACACACGCAAUCCCAACAAUUGUGAUUAUUCGCAAACCGUCUUGAACUGGGCGAAGACUGCACACGGUCUGCAACAGAAGCAGUUCCAGGUGGCGUCCAUGGAAAAGACGAGAUUCAUAGAUCUCACUGUGAGUCUAGGCGCACCUAUGCAAUACCUGCAUCACGGCGCCUGCGAGCAUUUGUUUGUGUUCUCACAAGUUGAAGUGUUGCGUCCUCACACCAAAUACCUCGAUCGCAGUCUGUAUCCCUUGAUGCGAGCCCUCAACAGUUUUAAUCGCCGGGCGUGCUUCUUGUGCGGUCAGCGUGCCUAUCAUUUUAUUGUGGAGCAGUCGACACGCCAGCUCUACGACCCCUCAUACCUAUGUCGUAGUUGUUUCUACAGUUUUCACUAUGUGGAUGGCAAAAAAGUAGGAAAAUUCAAGGCAUAUCGCUUGUACGAUCACACAGGAGAAAGAGAUGCUGAUGAGUCCGAAAGCCAGGAUAAUAGCACCGGCAGCGAUAAUAGUUUUGAAUUAGAGGAGGCAACUUAA
Molecule: messenger RNA, 1164 nt
Organism: Drosophila albomicans
Lineage: Eukaryota; Metazoa; Arthropoda; Insecta; Diptera; Drosophilidae
Gene: Pbp49
Product: snRNA-activating protein complex subunit 3
Exons: 1
Coding region: 1-1164 (387 amino acids)
Biological process (GO): snRNA transcription by RNA polymerase III; snRNA transcription by RNA polymerase II
Cellular component (GO): snRNA-activating protein complex
Molecular function (GO): RNA polymerase III type 3 promoter sequence-specific DNA binding; RNA polymerase II cis-regulatory region sequence-specific DNA binding; bent DNA binding
Source: RefSeq, a predicted model, not a curated record